AUGCCCACUGAGCCAAGCAUGCUUACGUUAUGUCGACAGGCAGUGAAUUUUUCUGGGAAACUGAACACUGGUGUGUAUCAUGUCAUGGUUUGGUUUCAGAACCGGCGGACCAAAUGGCGUAAAAAGAAUGCGGCCGAUAUGGUCACUCCAAGAUCAAAAUCCACACAUGACGGUGCCAUAUCAAUGGGCAAUCCUGCCUUACGCUCCUCGACCGACACCUAUUGCGCAGAUAAUAUGGAAGCGGGUAGUGGAAGUUUGAGCGGUGAAGAAGCUGCAUCCACAGAUGAUAUGUCCGAGCAACGAUUGAUGAGAUCACAAACUACGGACGACUAUACAGGUCCUGUGAUAAAUCGCUUAACAGAUCCCCGAUAUUCGGACAACACAGUGGAACGUCGCUCGUGCGGACCCACAGAAUCAAAACAAUCAACAUCCGCUAGUCUAUUAAGCACCCCAGCAAAUUCUUCCAUCGUAUCGAAGGAGUUCCCAUGGAAUGAAUNGAAUGAAUCGAAGGAAUUAAAACAACUAGAAACUCCGUCCAAAUUUUAUUCCCCUCCCACCGUACAGUUUCCAUCGCAUCUGAAUCUCACGGGUUCAUCUAGUCCAUGUUCCAGUACGCUGUCGAGGCAUACAAUGAACAUGCAUCCGUUGGAGAAUGUGGCCGGUUUUAAUCCGGCAUUUUUAAACCUAUUCUCAGCUGCUUUUAACUUGAACGAUCCAAGACACAAUGUGGACGCUGGAUUCGCACGGCAGAAAUCUGCUGCUGCUCCGGCUACUGGCCCCCUACCGAUAUCGCUCAGCAUGUCCAAUCCAAUGUCUUUCUGUCCUGGUUCACAGAUGAAAGCUCCGUCAGAUAAAAUGAAUCAGUCACGGCGCGCUGACGAACAAUCCACCAGCCACGCGGGACUAUCCAAUCCGGGUGAAAGUCAUCUACACGCGGCAACGCCAGAUCCGAGUAACCCCAACCUGACCGAGACACAAGCAAUAUGCGAUAAGUCACCUUCCAGACUGACACAAAUAUUCACUCCGUCUUGUUGA
This is a messenger RNA of Echinostoma caproni, 1035 nucleotides long. The record is from the annotation of a GenBank genome assembly. NCBI's taxonomy places the organism in Eukaryota, Metazoa, Platyhelminthes, Trematoda, Plagiorchiida, Echinostomatidae.